UUUGUCAGUGUAAUCCGUGGAGGUAUGCGAGAAACGUGUGAUGGGAAUUCAUUUGAAUGGAUAAUUAGUUUAAAGUUGUUGGAUCGGGUGAUGAUUAUCAUUUAUAAUUCCUCGGGUGAGUUUAAGAUAACAUCGAUUUUUUUGCGAAUCGCGAGAAUUUGGUGCGAAUCCGAGUUUCGUCAGAGUUGGGAGAGGGUGGGAAUAACGGGGCGAAAUGGCGGGAUUUAAAUCAGUUUGACUACGACUGAAGCUCUUCGAGGGGAUUAAAAUAUUUUACAUUUGACUCACCCCCUCCCUCACCUCAUAAAUCACCUGGAUGUGCGAAAAUAUCGUCCUUCAACACAUCCUGGCAGCGCUAUCAGCCCCGACAUGAGUAUCUUUUGAUGAUGAACAUGAAAUUGUUGGUAAGAACAGGUUUGUGAUUUUUGUAUUCCCCCCACGACUGAUCGAUUCCCCCGGGAAUACCCCCCAUUCUCUCAAUAUUACCCACAAAUGGAGGUAGAUUUAUGUCAAGCACGUGCGAAAUAUCGUCCUCUCAUUUUGCCUCAUGCUCCUGUCUACCAUCGACGCCUCUGGAAUUUAUCCAGAUGCUGUAUCCAUCGACUCGUGAAUGGUGAACACUCUUGCACUCCCCAAAUCACAUCCACCAAUAUGUUUCAACUCAAACUACCCCACCCAACAUGAAUAUUCCAACACCUUAUUGGCCUAUCCUGGUUACAAUCACAGUUCGGGCUCGACAGGACUCGGUUAACAGACAAAAAAAAAUCACGUGGAAAAAUAUUCCGUAAAUAUUACGGAUCCAACUGUUCCGUCACCGAUUACGGAAUCAAUUGGGGAAUUUUACGCAACAGUAUCAUAAUUAUUUCACAGUUCAUUCAGCGAAAAAUCACGAAAUUUUCAAGAAAAAUUCCGUGGCAAUUGCGUAAAAUUCCCGAACAACCGGAUUAUUCUCCAGAAUUUCUCCAGAAAAUUACGGAAAAUAUCGGUAACUUUUCGGAAAUAUUUCCCUGGAUAUACGAUGUUCGUAUUUGACGCACAUCACAACCAAUUGAAUAACAAAAUAAAAUAUAAUGUCAUAAUAUGCAAAAUUGAGGAGUCAAUAAUUUUAAUUAUUAAAUGGGACCUCAAGGUCAGGCGAGAAAAAUUCUUUUCAGACGAGUCUUGAUGGAUCGGAGCAAUAAAUUUAUUUCUGGGGAGUCAUUUUAUUUAUUUGCACUUGCCAUUUCUCAUUUUUUUCCACUCAAAAUGUGAUAUAUAUUGUGUCUGGCUUCUGGAGCGUCGCGCAAUCAUGUUUAUCGCGCAUUGUACCUGCUCGAGAUAACCCCGCCUCGCGCGGUCUUAUCAAUCCCAGAAAAGAUUGGUCGUUCUGAGGGGGAAAAAAUAACUCAGUCUAUCGCGGUGGUCGUGACAGUCAACAUCGUAGUCAACACAAGCGUCGGACAACCGGUAAAAUGUUCAAAUACCGUCUCCUACCAAUCGGCAAAAUUUCCGGGAGAAACGGACACCUCAAGUACGCGAAGAAAAUCAUCAUUCUGAUGGUGCCACUGGCACUGAUGUGGAUCACCCUAAUGCAAGUGCUGAAAUCGAUGACUGAAACGUUCGAAAACGAGUGGAACCAGGCCAUCAAGAACGUAACGAAUGAAGAGGAGACACGUGACUCUUGGAGAAUUCCGGAUGUCAAGGACUGGCGAAUAUUCUCAGCUUAUUUAGAGACCAGACCGGAAGUGGUUCUUGAAGAGGAUGAUAAGCUAAUCUACUCUGGCAGUGCGUGGGCAUUCGUCAGGCUAAUCGGGAUAAUUCCGGUAUCAGCCGUCACCACUGAAUUGACCUGUAGCUUCCGCUACCCCUCCACCAAUCAUACCCCCAGCAUCCUGAAGAAACCAUCAAUCAGAACCGAAUUAGUGGCAUUUGAUGAGAAUUUCGGAAUGUACUACUGCGCGGCUUACAUUCUCUGUCCACUUCCGCAACCAAAUGAAGCUCAUCCGGCCAGCAUCCGAUUGCCAUCCGCUGUGACAGUAUCGAUCACCCUUGAUCGAUCCAUCAACACCCCAGACUCCACCACAUUCGUCCCAAUACGAUAUCCAAAGUCCACUGACAAUAGCCGAUUGUUUUCCGUCUGUGUCCAGCCCUUUCAUCAUCAGUAUGACAAUGCUGAUGAUCUGAUAGCCUUCAUCGAGUACUACAGGAUGAUGGGAGUCGAUCGUUUCACCUUCUACAGGGACUCUGUCACCUCGAGGGUCGACAAAAUCCUGGACUACUACUCCCACAUCAAUGUUGCUAUUGUCCUCCAGUGGAAGCUGUGGGAUCUGUACGAAUUCGAAAAAAAUCUCCGGGUGGACGGUAUCUACGCAGCUCUGAAUGACUGCUUGUACAGGAGUAUGAACGCUGGGUACAGGUACAUCUUGGGGGUUGAUGUUGAUGAAUAUAUUGUCCCGAGGCGGCAUGACAACUUCACGGAAAUGAUGGAGUAUCUCAAUCCUGGUGAUGGAUACGUUGGAGCAUGGAUUUUCAGAAAUGCUUUCUACUAUUUGAUGCACGACGAUGAUUCAGUCACUCUAUCACCUGGAAUUCCAAAGAUAAACUUCCACAGCAAGACACGAAGAUGGGAAAAGGUUAAUCCCCCCCAUGACCGGAGUAAAUUCAUAGUCCAGGGGAGGGACGUCAUCGAGUUGGGAAAUCAUCGGAUUUGGAAGAUGAAGCGAACUUGGUCGUUAUUCAGAAGACAUAAGGAGGCGGUUGUUGAUCCUGAUGUUGGCACAUCCAAUCACUAUCGUUUCUGCGAAACCGAAAUCGAAACAUGUUGGCAACGAAAAACAAUAAUCGACAGGACAACACAUCGUUUCACCCAGGAGUUGGGACGAAGAGUGGAAAAUGUUUUUCACGCUGUGUUCGAAACUAAUGGCAGAUGAAAUGUUGUAAAUCACCUGUUAACAGGAAUCGAUAACAAAAUAAAUCAAUUUGUUGGAAGUUUGGAAACAGCGGAGGGAUGAUGACGGCCUGUCGUGUCUUGCUCGUUAUGAGUUUUGCGAUGGUAAACGUCGAUUCUGGUAGUGGUCAGCAGAUAUUGAAACGAAUCGACUGUUGAUGCAGUGGAAAUUUCGGGAGUGAUUGGUUGUCGAAUGGGUUAUAUUGAUCUGGACUUGCGGUGAAUGAAAAUUGGGGGGAGUGAGUGUGGGGGGGGGGGAGAAGGAGGACAGAAUCGAUGUCUGGGACGUUUGAACGUCUGGUCAGCCAAUUUUCCCAAAUGAUUUUUUGGGAAAAUUUGUACCUAAAUUGUUUGCCAUUUCUCGAGUUGUGGGGCAAUAUGGGUUGCUAUUUAGGGGUUUGUAAAGGGAAGUGGAGUUUGGCAGGGGACUUGAACGAAAAGGGCAACGAAAGAGAAUUUGAUAGCAACGAAAACAAGGGACAUGAUUUGUAACUCAAAAUUGAGUCUACAUUUGUGGAUUUAAUUUGGGGAGAAAUUAAUGAAUGCAAUUUGUUGAUGAUUCGAGUAUAAUCGAGCACUGUGAUGAUCUAUUGUCGACGAUGGUACAAAUUUGUAACGAAUUUCGGUUGAAAUAAAGAAUACAGAAACAA
This is a messenger RNA of Diachasmimorpha longicaudata, 3576 nucleotides long. RefSeq lists its product as uncharacterized. The coding region runs from base 1452 to 2909 and encodes 485 amino acids. Gene Ontology annotation, molecular function: glycosyltransferase activity. NCBI's taxonomy places the organism in Eukaryota, Metazoa, Arthropoda, Insecta, Hymenoptera, Braconidae. The transcript is spliced from 5 exons. The record is from RefSeq and is a predicted model, not a curated record. Gene Ontology annotation, cellular component: cytoplasm.